UGCCCUGUAGUUGUUCCGAACCUUCUCGGGCCGGAUCAUUAGGGCUAUGAUAUAAAAAGCGCAGUUUCAAAAUUAAUCGCGCGAUUAUUUGUUGUUGCUUGUCACUCCUGUGCUUUCGAUUUCAUGAUCGUCAGGUCAUAGUACUAUUUCGUUUUGAUUCGAUGCCUUUCAGUGUGAAGAGUAGCAUCGGCGCAUAAAAUGGCAACAGGUGAAAGGCUUGUAUUAGUGUUAUGGUUUAUCCUUUGCGUAGGAACACGUACUUACGGCGAAUCGUCGACGUGCCUGACGGUGUACGAAGAAGGCGGUGCUCCGGCGGUUUUUCAGUCUCCGAAAUGUCCUCGCUGGAAACUUCCGAGCUACGGUUCCAAACCGCGGUAUCAAUCGCCGGCCGCCAAUUGUCAGACGGCCUUGCAUCAAGGUCGUCGCAAGCAGCAGGAAGAUCGCGCUAUCUGCGCUCUAGAUAUUCGCGUUCCUUUCCUCGGUCCUAAAGGUAUCACAGAGGUUACAGUUGGUAUUGUUGGAGUUUUUGAUGGCCAUAAUGGUGCUGAAGCAAGUGAAAUGGCAUCAAAGCUAUUACUGGAGUACUUUACAGUGCAUAUGUUCUUUCUUCUUGACACAACGUUUUCUGUCCUAUUAAGGAAAUUGAGGGGAUGGCUACCAAAUGAAAGAGGGAAUGAUGUACUUCAGGACCUGAAGUGGGAUGAGGAAUUGGGCCAGCAUCAGUUGAAAUUUGGGAGGCUUAAGCUGAGUUUGUCAUCAAUCUUUGAUGAAUCUUUUCCAUUGGAAAUAUUCAAGGAAGCAGUGCUAAGAGCAAUUGAUGAUAUUGAUUCUGCAUUUUCAAGGGAUGCUUUUAGAAAUAAUUUUGAUUCUGGAUCUACUGCCGCAAUCAUACUGAUGGCAGAAAAUCAAAUUUUUGCGGCCAACAUUGGUGAUUCAAAGGCGUUUGUGUGCUCCGAGGAUUAUAAAUCUUCAACAGAGGCACGGGCUGCUUUAUUGAGGAUGUAUAGGCAGACAAAGGUUGAUGGGAUCUUUCAUCCCUUUAGAAAUUAUCGCACAUUUGAAUCAGUAGCUUCCGAUGGGUUGUCUUUUUUGAUUGCUAGGGAGUUGACUAGAGAUCAUCACCCAGAUAGGGACGACGAAAGGUCUCGAGUGGAGUCUGCUGGGGGACAUGUUUCUGAAUGGGGUGGUGUAGCUCGAGUUAAUGGUCAGUUGGCUGUUUCUAGAGCUAUUGGGGAUGUGUACCUGAAAAGUUAUGGUGUUAUAUCUGUGCCCGAGAUCACUGAUUGGCAACCUUUGACAGAAAAUGACAGCUACUUGGUGGCUGCAUCAGAUGGUGUUUUAGAACAACUAAACCCACAAGAUGUUUGUGACAUAUUGUCAAAGUUACGUGCAGAUUUCGCUGUUAGAUCAGAACUAAAUUCUUCCUGUAUGCACUCAUUAGCUGAUUGCAUAGUAAAUGCUGCAUUCAAAAAGGGAAGUACAGAUAAUAUGGCAGCCAUAAUCCUCCCAUUUAGGUCUAAAGUGCCUAUGAAGACUCUGCCUAAGGAAGACUGUGAUGGAUUGCAUAUAUCUGAUUGCCCAGCUUUAGGAUAUAAUGGUUAUUCCAUUGGACUGUCAGAACUUGCAGAAAUGGAGCAAGCUCAUCCAGUUGUUACCUACCUUGACAGAUUGUUGGUUGUAGGAAAAGAUAGAUGUUUCUAUCUAUCUGAGAACCUUGAUGAAAAGGAUGAUAAUACAUUCUGGAUUCAAAAAGAUGUCCGGGAAUAUCCAUAUGAACUAGGACAUGGAUUGUCUGUAGCUGGUUACAGUUCUGGUGGACCAGUUAACUUGUAUAAUGAUCAGCACUUGUGCUUAAACUUUGGGAUGAACUUUGAAGGGAAUAAAGAGCAGUGCAUAAAUCCCGAAGGCUUUGCUAGGUUCCUUGGUUUGCUUGAAUCAGUUCCCUUUAAUGAUACUUUUUCAAAUGAGCAUGCAACAGCCGAUUCAAGGUACAUACUAAAGAAAAGAUAUGACCGUGGAUCUUAUGGAGAAGUAUGGAUGGCUUUUCCUUGGAACUGUUCUCAUGGCAACAAGACUUCAGAGAAUGCCAAAACUCCAUAUUCAGAAGAUUCUGAUAAUGACCAUUCUGAUGACACUAAGUUCAUUUUGAAGCGUAUAAUGGUGGAGAAAGGGGUUGCUGUAUAUCUAAGUGGGCUAAGGGAGAAACAUUUUGGUGAACUUUUCUUGAAUGCAACUACUGUUCUUGGAGGUCCAUUGUCAGCUAGAGAAUCCUAUUGCCUCUCGAAAGAUACUUGUCUAGAGCCACAUGGCCAUUUAAUGGAAAAUGACUCAAUUGGUCUGGAAAUGGGUGAAGUUUUGAAUUUUGACAAUAUCUAUGGUGGAAGAAGUGAAAUGAUGCAAUCUACCUAUGAAGAAGGUCUUAAUCACAUUGCCAGAUAUAUUGAAUCUUUUGAGUCCCAAUCUAAUGAAAUAUGGCUUGUUUUCCGCCAUGAAGGAGUAUCCUUGUCAAAGAUCUUGUAUACAGCUGAAGAAGUGACAAAUAGUGCAGGAGAGAGAAAUGAACAAGUGAAGAAUGUUCAGAUAUUGCACCCAUCAAAAUGGUGGUACUGGUUAAAGACAACAGAAGCAGGGCGGGAGGAAAUGCGCAAUCUUAUAUGGCAAUUGGUACGUGAUGUCAUAAUUUGCAUCACUUUGGCUUUUAUGGUCAGCUCAUGGCACUCAAGUCUUGUCAUGACCGGAAUAUCACACAUAGAGAUAUUAAACCUGAAUAUGGUCAUAUGCUUUGAAGAUAUGGAUUCUGGGAGAUGCUUGAAAGGACAUCCAAGUGGGGAUAACAAUUAUACCACAAAAAUGCGCAUUAUUGACUUUGGGAGUGCACUGGAUGACUUCACAUUGAAGCAUUUGUAUGGCUCUGUUGGACCUUCAAGGGCUGAACAAACUUGUGAAUAUACUCCACCUGAGGCUUUUCUUAAUGCCAGCUGGUACCAGGGGCCAACUUCAGCAAGUCUUAAGUACGAUAUGUGGAGUGUUGGGGUUGUGAUGUUGGAACUAAUAUUAGGAUCACCAAAUGUGUUCCAGAUAAGUUCUAGGACACGUGCUCUUUUAGAUCAGCAUCUAGAAGGUUGGAAUGAUAGCAUAAAGGAGCUUGCCUUCAAACUAAGAGCUUUCAUGGAAUUAUGUAUUCUGAUCCCUGGGAGUUCAACAAAGCCGCGUUACCCGGACUCAGUUUCACCGGCUCCAUGGAAAUGCUCUGAAGAGUUCUUUUUGCAUCAAAUUAGAAACAGAGAUCCUCUAAAAAUAGGGUUUCCAAAUAUAUGGGCUUUGCGAUUAGUUCGCCAACUGCUGCACUGGAAUCCUGAGGAUCGGCUGAGUGUUGAUGAAGCUCUGAAGCAUCCAUAUUUUUCACAACAUGCAAACAAUCAAACUGAUGGAAAGGUUUAACUUGCCUCUGUCUAUGCUCAGUUCCACAUGCUUUGAAGAAAUGAGUCGAGCAGACUGAGUUUUGGGUUGGGAUGUUUGCUCCUCAAGCAGGCAGGAGUCAUUACCGAAGUGGUUUUUUAUCAGGUGAGUGGUUAGAUGAGAACGUUAGCACUGUGUAAGUAUGCAAUUCCAUUGAUUAGAAAAGAAAUAGAAAGAAAAAAUAAAAUGUAUCAGUAAAGAAGCAUUUUUGUAUUUGUACAACUAUGCAUCCCAAGAUAUAUAGAGAACAGAGAACUGGUCAUUCCAUCUGUUGCGCUACAGCAAAAGAAUCAAUGGAUUAGACCUACCUACUAUCACUGUGCUGCAUUCUUCUUUAUUGGAAUCACAAUAACCGACAGGUUGUCCAUACUGCCCUCAUCAAAUGCCUUGUGGACUAUGCAAUCUGCUAGGGAGGAUAAUGAACAUAAAGGAGAGUUGUUGGGGAUCUCCUUUUCUUGAGCCUGUAGUAUAUUGCACACGGUCUGUGGAGCCAUAGUCUCAAAUAUACCAUCAGUUCCGAUGACUAUGUAGUAGUCCUUGCUGGUCAGAUUUCGCCAAUUUAUUUCCGGUUCAGCAAUAACACCAUAUCUAAGAUUUUAACCAA
Messenger RNA from Ipomoea triloba (trilobed morning glory), 4063 nucleotides. RefSeq lists its product as uncharacterized. Gene Ontology annotation, molecular function: ATP binding; protein serine/threonine phosphatase activity; protein kinase activity. Gene Ontology annotation, biological process: protein dephosphorylation; protein phosphorylation. The coding region runs from base 199 to 3441 and encodes 1080 amino acids. The record is from RefSeq and is a predicted model, not a curated record. Lineage: Eukaryota; Viridiplantae; Streptophyta; Magnoliopsida; Solanales; Convolvulaceae. The transcript is spliced from 21 exons. Gene Ontology annotation, cellular component: cytosol; nucleus.